Molecule: messenger RNA, 2574 nt
Organism: Seminavis robusta
Lineage: Eukaryota; Bacillariophyta; Bacillariophyceae; Naviculales; Naviculaceae
Source: the annotation of a GenBank genome assembly
AUGGCCUCAUCGUUUGAAGAUGGCCCUCCGGUUGCUUUGGGGUAUUCCGUCCUGGCAUUUGUCCAAGUGAUUCCAAUUCUGACAGAUAAUAGUGAUGCAGACAGAGGAACAGCACAAGUGGCCUUGUCAUCGCCGUUUGUCAAAAUCAAGCUGCAACGGCUAUCGAGGAGGCGCAAGUUGGGGAUAAAAUGGGAUUCUACGACAGAAGAUGGGGAAGGGUCGACAGAAUCCAAGGACCAGAAAACACAAAUUCGAGAAUCAGUGACUGCGAAUCGACUGAAACGAGGUUUUCUAUACUCGACCCAACGACAAUCCAUGCAAGGUCAAUUGGAUGAUCGGCCUACCCUGUCAUUUCCUUCUGAAGAUCCUCUGGUAUUGCAGCCCAUUCCGUGCCUUGUCAUUGCCCACGCUGUGAUGGAAGGAAUGAAGUUUCAAGGACGAAAUGCAGUGGCAGUGAUACUUGAUGGGACGCUAGUAAGGGUCUUGCCCGCCAUACCAGCUAGUUCUAUUGGUCGCAAUCCCUCCAGUUCGUCCUUACUGGAAAAACUCGUGGGAGAAGCUGCGUACUCUCCUCUCUCAAAGGAACUGUGCCUGGAAAUGGAACAUAAUAAUGACCCACAAACCAUCCAAGAACUGCAAUUGCGCAUGUUACUGUUACUCGCAGAGCCAAUUCACAUUGGGACCACAGCGGAUGCACUGUCGCAACUCGAGCAACAGAGCAAACGACAGCAUGCCUUGGCAUCUGCGAUUCGAACGUAUUCUCAGCAAAAACGACAUGGUCCUGGUACUAAUAUUGAUGGAGGAUAUAAUGUCCAUCGCACGACAACUAAAAAACAAUCAGCAACAGAUCAACAGGAACAACUCCCAUCCAUUCUGAGAGAUGGCGCCUUGUUGGUACACAGCCCUGACCAUGCAGCAGGAAAGACUACCCUCGUCAGGUACAUUGCUCAAGAAUGCUUGAAAUGCAAUGUGGUUCAUGUCAUUCAACCAGCCGCCCUGCUGGCCAAGUACGGAUCGCAAGCCGAUGCUGGACUUGAAUCCACAAUGCAUGCCAUUGUCACAACUGCCGCUGUCGCAAAACAGGCUACAAUCUGUAUUAUUCUGGAUCACUUCCAGGCCAUGAUGCCACCGGCACUAUCAUUGACUUCUGGGGCGGGAGAUGCUGCUGUUCCUGUGUUGCAUGCAAUGGCGGCACAACUCAAAUCCUUGAUCUUGUCGAUCCAACGCAGUCGACAGUUUCCGUUUCCAACCAAGAAUUCGCUCUACAAUGUUGCAGGAAAGGGUGGAUUUGUGUUUUCGGUACGACUCUGUUUGGUGGCCAUUGUCACGUGUCCCGAUAAUGGAUGGCGGUCGGCUGGGGUGACAGGUACUAGUAGCACGGGAAUUCUCAAUGCCCUGCCUAUGGGGACCUAUCGUCUCCCAGCCUUGAAUGCGGCAACUCGAAUAAGGGCAUUUGAAAGAGCGUUGGAACGAGAACGAAUCGAGCUGGCGGACAACGAUGCUAGGCAGCAAGUUCAAACUCUGGCCGUGGCAGCUCUUUGGGCCAAAGGUCGCCAAUUCACUCUAGUGGCAAAAAGGUUGCAACGACUGAUAGCUCUAGAGGGUACGUGCGCAGCCGCCACAGCCGAACAGGUUCAGCAAGCAUUUGACUUUUAUGCCAGUGGUAAGCCGGGUGGGACACAACUUGUUGCACGACAAAGAGCAUCAUCAUCCAAGUUGGAUCCGUUCUCUUCGGUUGGUGGCACGGGAGAGGCCAAGAAAGCUUUGCUCGAUGCUUUAACCUUGGAUGCCUCCAAGAGAGCUUUGCUAGACUCGAUGGGGCUGGAUUCUCCAAUUGGAGUACUUCUUUAUGGUCCACCUGGCUGCGGAAAGACGUUGCUUGCCAAGGCUGUAGCAUCAUACUUAGGAGCCGACAACCAACUGUUGGGAGGGGCGUUUAUUCCGCUGAACUCGAGCGAUAUCGUUCAGUCGGCGGUUGGGGAGAGUGAAAAGCUCAUUGUGAAUGCUUUUGUGGCGGCACGAGACAAUGCUCCUUCAGUUAUCUUUAUUGAUGAGUUCCAGGCUCUAUUCAUGGAACGGAGUAGCAGUGGAAGCUCAAAACUUUCGAGCACACUUUUGCAGUGCAUGGAUGAUGUCAAGCAAUGGAGGAAAGCCAACAAGUCAGUGUCGACGGCACCAACAGGGUCGUCCAAGACUGUAGUAGUGCUCGGCGCGACAAACACACCGUGGAUGUUGGAUAAGAGUUUUCUUCGGCCUGGACGUUUUGAUCGCAUCAUUCAUGUUGGUCUGCCAUCAGAACGUGAUCGUGAAGCGAUUCUGGGUGUGCAUAUCGGAAGAAUGCGCAUCAAGGGAGGAAAAGAUGCCGUGCCAACCAUCAGCAAACAUGUAGCCAACAAAACAGAGGGGUACAGUGGUGCUGAUCUCGCUGCGUUAUGCAACUCUGCUGCCAUACGAGCCCUCAUCGAGAAGUGCGACUGCAUAGAGGAGCAGCACUUUCUUGAGGAGGUUGAAAAGAAAACUGGCGGAAGCAGCAAUUCACAAUUAGUGCUACGCAACCAGAGUUGGAGGCCAUGA